Messenger RNA from Vespula vulgaris, 1052 nucleotides. RefSeq names its product 60S ribosomal protein L13-like. Gene Ontology annotation, biological process: translation. Lineage: Eukaryota; Metazoa; Arthropoda; Insecta; Hymenoptera; Vespidae. Gene Ontology annotation, cellular component: ribosome; cytosolic large ribosomal subunit. The record is from RefSeq and is a predicted model, not a curated record. The transcript is spliced from 4 exons. Bases 269 to 928 code for a protein of 219 amino acids. Gene Ontology annotation, molecular function: RNA binding; structural constituent of ribosome.
UGAAUAGUCGGGCUCGUAUGGGUUGGACUGAGUGGACUUAACUGUAGUGAAAUCUAUAUUUAUAUUCGUAUUGUAUUAAAUAAUAAAAACAAACUUGUUAAAAUUUAGUAUAAUUCAAUAUUAAUAUAAUUAAUAUAUAAUAACAAUUACGUUUUUUCCUUUUUAAGGAAUAUAGACUUCAUUUUCGUAAAUCAUUCUUUUCUAGUAUACAUCGCAACGGCGCACGAGUGAAACAUAUCAAGUAUCAAAUCUGUCUUAACUUUUAACAAUGGGGAAACGUAAUAAUAUGAUCCCUAAUGGACAUUUCCAUAAAGACUGGCAACGUUUCGUAAAAACUUGGUUCAAUCAACCUGCGAGAAAAUACCGUCGGAGACAAAAUCGCGUAAAAAAAGCUCGUACAGUUGCACCAAGACCCGUGAAUCUUUUAAGACCAGUGGUACAUUGUCCAACAUUCCGUUAUCAUACCAAAGUUAGGGCUGGCAAAGGAUUUACUCUUCAGGAACUAAAAGCUAGUGGUUUAAACAAAAGAUUCGCUCGUACAAUUGGAAUUGCAGUUGAUCCAAGACGACGCAAUAAAUCCAUAGAAUCUUUACAAACAAAUGCACAGAGGCUGAAGGAAUAUAAAGCUAAUUUAAUUCUCUUCCCUAUAAAUGAAAAGAAGCCUAAGAAAGGUGAAGCCAGCGAAGAAGAAAUGAAAGUGGCAAUGCAAGUUAAAGGAGAGGUUAUGCCUAUACGACGCCAACCGGCUAUCAAAGGAAAGAAGCAUGCUAUUACCGACGAUGAAAAGAAAUUCUCUGCGUAUAUAACAUUACGAAAAGCUAGAGCAGAUGCCAGAUUAGUGGGGAUAAGAGCAAAACGUGUGAAGGAUGCUACAGAAAAUCCUGAUGAUGUUACCAAAAUUGGUAAAGACAAAAAGUCUAAGAAGUAAUUUUAAUUUUAUUCUAUUAUUACGUUUUAUUACCACGCGUUAAAACAAAAAAAAAACAAUUACAGAACAAUUUAUAUAUACAGCUUUUCAAGCUUUCUUAAGAAAAUAUAUUAAUAAUUCGGAA